Paramormyrops kingsleyae is the source of this 2296-nucleotide messenger RNA. Lineage: Eukaryota; Metazoa; Chordata; Actinopteri; Osteoglossiformes; Mormyridae. The record is from RefSeq and is a predicted model, not a curated record.
ACUUCGUUAUGUCUGCAACAGAAAGUUAAAAAGAGGAGUAAAGCUGCAUGAUUCUGGGUAUUAUAUGAUUUCAUAUAUAUUUUUUUACUUUCAUAAACAUUUAGUCGAUUACAUAACUAUGGCGAGCAGAUAAUGCAGAACAGGGAGGACAAUGAGCAAAAUGAAAGGCUAUACUGUGUUUGGUAAAAUAGUUCAAUUCUUUUUGUGCUCCGACCAUUGGUGUCAUUGGGUCAGAUCACUCGGGGCUCCGAGUGUUUUUUGCACUGAAAUAGAAAGACCUGUCUGCGGAUGGAAAAAGGUGCUACAGGAAAUCAACACACAUACUGAGUGACAGAGCGGAACUUGACUUGCAGCGUCCGGAGGAUGGAUGGGGGAGUAAUGAAGCGCUGCACAGAGCGUAAAAAGCUGGAAGUCAUGCGCACCCAGAUAAAAAGCUCCGGUCUUACAAACCCAUCUAGCCUUCUCCACUGACAUGGAUUAUCUAGCCUCCCUGACAUGGAUUAUCUCGUCACCCUAAUGUAUCGGUUAUUGGCAAAACAUCCACAUCGUGGAACACAGUUCUGGCAGCGAACUUUUUCAAAAGGAGCAAUCAUGCGGUACUGCAGCACAAGAGGUGGAACACGUGGAUGGGACUUCCGGCAAGUACUGUUUUCGGGCUAUGCUCCCGAUGGGGGGAUGUUUAUGCCGGAGAGUCUGCCUGGCCUCUCCGCUGACACCCUCAGGUCCUGGGCCUCUCUGUCCUACCCUGAGCUGGUACUGGAGGUGUGCGCCUUAUUCAUCCCCGAUGAUCUCAUACCGCGUCGUGACCUAGCAGACUUGCUGCCUCAGGCACUGUCGGAGUUUUCAGUGCCAGGUGCUGUGCGCCUGGCGCAGCUUAGGGACGGCCUUUGUGUGCUGGAGCUGUUCCACGGUCAGACGAUGGCUUUCAAGGACCUGGCCAUGACCUGCGUCACCCGCCUGCUCGAUUACUUUCUGCGCAGAGAACACCGUCGGGCCACUAUUCUCGUGGGAACCUCAGGGGACACUGGGGGCUCUGCCAUUUGCAGUGCUCGUGGCCUGGAUGGGGUGGACGUGCUGGUUGUGUUUCCCCUGGGACGUAUCACCACAGUACAGGAGAGGCACAUGACCACCAGCCUGGAGGACAAUGUGCAUGUCUUUGCGGCGGAUGGCAGCUCUGAUGACAUUGAUGUCCCACUGAGACGUCUCUUUGCUGAUCAAGACCUGGUCAAAAAUCACGGCCUCAUGAGCUUGAAUUCUGUAAACUGGGCCCGAAUCCUGGUGCAGCUGGCCCAUUUCCUUUAUGCAUAUUUGCAUUUGAGUGACCUGCAGAAGGUCAAAGGUCAGGAACUGCCUACCGUCGAGGUUGUGGUGCCCACAGGAGGUGCUGGAAACAUUGCAGCUGGCUGCAUUGUGAACCUAAUGGGUGUGCCGCUUCGCCUUGUUGCCAUGGUGAAUAAUAAUGACAUCGUGCAUCGGGUGGUGCAAAGUGGUGACUAUUCCAUGGCAAGCAGUGUGAAGCAGACCCUGGCUCCUGCCAUAGACAUUCAGGACCCGUACAACAUGGAACGUGUGCUUUGGUUGCUGUCUGAUAAGAACAGCGCUUUGGUGAAGGGCCUGAUGGAGGAGUUUCAGAGCUCUCACAGACUGCAGCUGCCUGAAAAACUGCAUAAAAAGCUGUCUGCAUUCAUAUCAUCAGGCUCAGUCACAGAUGAGAUGAUCAUUGGUACUAUGCAGAGGUGCUGGCAAGAAAACCACUACGUCCUGUGUCCCCACAGUGCUGUGGCAGCAUGGUAUCAUUACCACGCCCCACUGCUAGGUCCUGCAGUGAGCAGGUGUUGCAUAGCUACAGCAUCCCCGGCCAAAUUCCAAGAAGCCGUACAGAAGGCAGGACUGACCCUUGACCUCCCAAAGGAAUUGUGGGCUCUAGAGGAGAUGGAAACACGCUAUGAGAAGUUGGAGAAGGGCACAGAUUGGGAGGCCAGGCUGAAGGAACGCAUCCGAGCUAUAAGAUGUGCACGGGAGAAAGGGCAGGUGUUUUACUCUGCAAAGAAAUAAUGGAUAUGUGAGCAAUGAGUUUUAGAACAUGAAACCCAAGGUUGUGGCUUGAUUGUUUGACUCAGCAGUCAGUAUAAACCUGUGUUGCACUAAAUGAUCAGAAAUAAAGAACUUAAUAAUAUAGUUGAAGUUGUGGAAGACUAAAGAGAAAAAGGGAAAUUAAAUUCCGGUGAUUGAGAUUUUAUGUGAUAUUAAUGUAUCACAACAAAAGAAAUAUUAAACCAGCAUUUUAAAAUCUGUA